Trichoderma atroviride IMI 206040 is the source of this 1933-nucleotide messenger RNA. RefSeq lists its product as uncharacterized. Gene Ontology annotation, biological process: protein adenylylation. Lineage: Eukaryota; Fungi; Ascomycota; Sordariomycetes; Hypocreales; Hypocreaceae. The record is from RefSeq and is a predicted model, not a curated record. Gene Ontology annotation, molecular function: AMPylase activity. Gene Ontology annotation, cellular component: mitochondrion.
AUGGCUUCAUCGGGGAAACAGUUUGAAGGUGUCUCGUUGGAUGAGCUGCCAAAGUCAUGGAAUUUCACAGCUUCACUACCUCCGGACGCAACCUUCCCAACUCCGGCAGACUCACACAAGACCCCUCGAGAUCAAAUCACGCCUCGCCAGGUCCGCGAUGCUCUUUUUACAUGGGUGCGGCCAAGUGAACAGAAAGAUCCCGAGCUGCUGGCUGUGAGCCCUGCGGCAUUGAAAGAUCUUGGCAUCAAAGCAGGCGAAGAGAAAACCGAAGCCUUCCGCCAGUUUGUAGCUGGCAACAAGCUCUAUGGCUGGGAUGAGACGAAGCUGGAGGGCGGAUACCCUUGGGCGCAGUGCUACGGAGGCUUUCAGUUUGGGCAGUGGGCAGGCCAGCUUGGAGAUGGAAGGGCCAUUUCUCUUUUUGAGACAACCAAUCCAGAGUCCAACGUACGAUAUGAGCUACAGCUUAAAGGUGCUGGCUUAACGCCGUACUCUCGAUUCGCAGAUGGAAAGGCAGUACUUAGGUCUAGCCUGCGAGAGUUUGUCGUUUCCGAAGCACUCAACGCACUCAAGAUACCGACCACUAGGGCUCUAUCUCUUACUCUACUUCCUCACUCUAAAGUUUUGAGAGAGGCCACGGAGCCGGGCGCAAUUGUACUCCGGUUGGCUCAGUCGUGGUUGCGACUGGGAACUUUUGACCUUCUAAGGGCAAGGGGAGAUCGCGAUCUCAUCAGGAAGCUCGCAACAUAUAUUGCGGAGGACGUUUUUGGCGGAUGGGAAAAGCUUCCAGGACGACUAGAGUCUCCUGAUGAACCAACCAAAUCACCAUCCCCUAAGCGUGGAGUACCAGCUUCCGAAGUUGAGGGACCAAGCGACGCAGCAGAGAACAGAUUUCAGCGGCUAUACCGGGAGAUUAUUAGGCGUAACGCUGUGACUGUGGCUCAUUGGCAAGCAUAUGGAUUCAUGAAUGGCGUGUUGAACACGGAUAAUACAUCAGUUUACGGCCUAUCGAUGGACUAUGGGCCUUUUGCAUUUAUGGAUACCUUUGACCCAGCAUAUACACCAAACCACGAUGACUACACGCUGCGGUAUAAUUAUAAAAACCAGCCGACCAUCAUCUGGUGGAACCUAGUGAGGCUUGGCGAGACUCUUGGAGAACUUCUCGGCAUUGGUCCUCAAGUUGACGAUGAGACUUUUAUCGCCAAAGGCAUCAGGCAAGAGCAAGAGAAAGAACUGGUUGAGAGGGCAGAAAACCUAAUCACACAAGCUGGAGAAGAGUACAAAGCUGUGUUCUUGAAUGAAUACAAACGAUUAAUGACAGCGAGACUCGGUCUGCGUCACUUCAAAGAGACGGAUUUUGAUGAGCUCUUUAGCGAAGGGCUUGAUACUAUGGAAGCUUUAGAGUUGGAUUUCAAUCACUUUUUCCGCCGCUUGAGUACCAUUAUAUUGGCGGACAUCAAGACUCAAGAGGGACGAAAAGAAAAGGCUGCAAUCUUCUUCCACAAAGAAGGGCCAUCUGAAGUUGUUGGAGAAGAGACUGCGAAGGAGAAGAUUGCCCAAUGGCUGGAAAAGUGGCGCGUGCGCGUCUUGGAAGACUGGAAAGAAGAGUCUUCUCACGACUUAUCUGAAGAGAAGGAUGCUGAAAGAAGACAAGCUAUGAAGCAAGUCAACCCCAAUUUCGUCCCUCGAGGCUGGAUUUUGGAUGAAGUUAUACGGCGGGUCGAGAAAGAAGGCGAUCGGCAGGUCUUGGAUCGCAUCACGCACAUGGCACUGCAUCCAUUUGAAGAUUCUUGGGAUGGAGCCGUAAUCGACGGCGUUGAAUAUAAAGGCAACCCAGAGGAAGAGCAGAGGUGGGUUGGCGAUGUUCCCAGGUUGGGGCGAUCACUGCAAUGCAGCUGUAGUUCAUAGAUAGCAAGCCAAUUAUAACUUGACUGCG